AUGACUACCAGACCUUUUCGAGCCAUCAUCGUGGGUGGUGGCCCCGUGGGCCUGACAGCCGCCCAUGCCUUCGCCUCGGCCAACAUUGACUUUGUCGUCCUCGAGGCUCGCAACACAUGCACACCCGAUGCUGGAUCAAGUUUGGUCCUGAACCCCGCCUCUCUACGGAUCUUCCACCAACUGGGUCUGGAGGAGAAGGCCAGACAGGCAUCAGCAGAGCAUGAGCGGGCCGUUCUCGUGAAAUCCGAUGGAAAGGUCAGAAAGGACGUCAGACCGUUCCAUGCUUUCGACGAAAGCGUGGGGCAGAGACCAAUGACCUUCCAUCGACAGGACGUCCUAAAGAUUCUGCUGGACAAUCUAUCCCCUGCCGCGCGCGAAAAGGUCCACACGAGCAAGAAAGUUGUCGACGUCAACUCGACAGCCGACGGAGUGACUGUAUUCUGUGCGGACGGCUCAACCUUCAAAGGCACCAUCGUUAUCGGGGCAGACGGCGUGUACAGCAAAACACGUGGUUUCAUGCGCAGACUCGCCCUUGAAGCGUCGCCGUCGACUCCUGUCAACGCUGAGAAGCCUUACACUGCAUGCUAUAAAUGCAUGUGGGGAACUGUCCCAAUCCCGCCUGGCUUGAGCCCAGGCGACCACCUCGACUGUCACUCUGACUCAGGGGUGUCCUCCAUGUUCCUUACCGGCAAGGACAGGGGCUGGUUCUUCCUCUUCGGUCUUCUCGACGCCCCCACGCAAGAGCGGAGGGACUACGAUGACAAGGACAUGGAGGCUUAUGCAGAGGAGCUCAAAAACCUGCACAUUGGCCCCGGAAUCGCUUUUGGGGACAUCUGGCCCACGAGACACAGCGCUGGCAUGUCCAACCUCGACGAAGGCGUUUUGGAGCACUGGAGUUGGGGCAGAGUCGUCAUGGCAGGCGACUCGGCGCACAAGGUCACCCCCAACGCCGGCUGGGGCCUGAACUCAGGCAUCCAGGAUGUCGCCGUUUUGACCAACAAGAUCGUAGCGCUUCUCGGGACAACACAGGACACGGAGCCCACACUGCCGCAAUUGGAAACGGUCUUUGGCGAAUACCAGGAGGCACGCAAAGACAACAUGCAGGCUGUGUUCGAAUUCUCUGCGACACAGACACGGCAGUCUGCGAGGGACGGGAGCUGGUCAGGGCGCAUGCACUGGCUCGUCGAGGCGGUGACGACCGUGAUCCCCAGGUUUGACUGGUUCAUGAUCAGGUACAAGGGAUCGAAGCUGGUCAGCGCGGGGCAUGCUCUGGACUUUUUGGGGGACGCAGAGCCCUUCUCGGGUGCCAUGCCAUGGGCUCAUCCCAUCCGCCCCAUCAAGACAUGA
Molecule: messenger RNA, 1347 nt
Organism: Emericellopsis cladophorae
Lineage: Eukaryota; Fungi; Ascomycota; Sordariomycetes; Hypocreales; Bionectriaceae
Product: FAD-dependent urate hydroxylase-like protein
Exons: 2
Coding region: 1-1347 (448 amino acids)
Molecular function (GO): FAD binding
Source: RefSeq, a predicted model, not a curated record